UUUAACUCCUUUUUCCUUCGCUAUUAAGUCUUCACCUUCACCUUCAUCCCUCCAUUUUUCCCCACUUCAAUUCAUUCCUAAACCCUUCUCAUCAAUGGCGGAAUCAGAUGUUCUCACACCACCGCAAAAUCACUCUACUCCCUCUCCAAGUAAGUUCAAUACUCAUUUAUUAUACAAACUUAUGACCGCCGUUUUCUUUCUUCUCAUUCUCCCUUUAGUCCCUUCCCAAGCCCCUGAGUUUGUCAAUCAAACUUUACUCACCAGAAGCUGGGAGCUUCUCCACCUUCUUUUCGUCGGAAUCGCUGUUUCUUACGGCCUUUUUAGCCGUAGAAGCGACGAAAAAGAAGAUGAGAUUAGUGUUUCCAAGUUUGAUAAUGUUCAAUCUUAUGUUUCUGGUUUGCUUCAUGUUUCCUCUGUUUUUGAUGAUGAACCUGAAACUCCUUCUGCUAAUGAUGAUGAAAAUAAGGUCCAAACAUGGAAUAAUCGGUAUUUUAGAAAUGAAUCUGUUGUUGUUGCUGAAGAACGUCCUGUUGUUAAUGAGCAGAGAGUUAGGAGUGAGAAACCUUUGCUUCUCCCUGUUCGUAGUUUGAAAUCUCGUGUUAUUGUAGAUGAUGAGUCUAGAUCUAAGAAGAGAGUGAGUUCCAGAAGGUUGUUGAGUAAUUUGAAGAGGACUUCGAAUGUGGAGUUUGGAGGAGUGAAUAAUCUUGAUGAAAUUGACGAUAAGUUGAAUGAGAAUGUCGUUCUUCCAUCUCCGGUUCCAUGGCGGUCAAGAUCGGGGAGGUUGGAGAAGCAAGAAGAAGCUGACAAUCCUUCCAUGGAGGAUUCCGAAUCGAAUCGGAUCGGUUCUAGGUCUCCUAAGCCUCAAACUUCAAAAUCUUCCCGAGCCAGUGCCAUUCCUCAGAAACUAUCUCCUUCUCCAUCUCCAUCUCCAAGGAAACCAUCUCCUUCCCAUAACGUGUCGCCAGAAUUACAGGCCAAGAGUGCAGAGGAUUUGGUGAGGAAGAAGAGCUUUUACCGCUCUCCGCCUCCGCCGCCACCCCCACCCCCACCCCCACCACGUGUUCGAAGAACUUCCUCGAUGAAACCAAGCUCAUGGGUGAACGAGGAUGAUAUACCUCAUCAAAAGGAAUUGAGAAGAAGCUUCACUAGUAAGCCUAGAGCCAUAAUUCGUGAUACGGGAGAUGAUACUGAUAUGAUGCUUGGUUCUAAUUCUAGUGGCGAAACACAACCUAGAAAUUAUGUCGAUAGUCUAUCAAUGGGAAAAUCUGUUAGAACAAUUAGGCCUGGCGAAGUUGUGAAUGAACCACCAAGAAGAGGGAGAGAAUUUAGUGUGAAUGAUCAAUUGAAGGGGAAGAUGAUGAUGAAUGAGAACACCCAUAUCCAAGAUUUUGAAGAAAACCCCAUUGAGUUCCCAGAUGAAGAUAAAGAAGAAUUGGUUGAAAAGCUAACAUUGGACACCGACGUCGACGAUGAUGACGACGACAUGGAAAGUGAGAUAGAAGAGAAUAAUAGCAUGGUGGGGAAGUUUAUCAGGGAAGACAAUGGAGAACCUUUUGAUGUGAAACGGAGAAAUAGAGACGACGAAAGAGGUUCGAGAAAUGAAGAAGAAAAAGAAGAAGAAGAAGAAGAAGAAGCAGGAAGCGCUAGUAAUAUUGGUAAUGAUGGAGGACCAGAUGUAGAUAAAAAGGCUGAUGAGUUCAUUGCCAAAUUCAGAGAGCAAAUCAGGCUUCAAAGGAUUGAAUCAAUCAAAAGAUCAAGUGGACAAAUACGUAAGAACAUUACAAAGCAAACUUGAAGAUGAAAGAUUAUGUAUCAUAUACCCUUCUCUUCAUUUCAAUUCUCUGGAAAGUGUUUCAUCUCCUCCAAAAUAUUCAUCCACUGGAUUUAUAUGAUUAGAUGAUUCUGUAGUUCAUCAGGCAUCUUCCUAUUAAUAUGUUUGUUGAUCUACAGUUGAACCAACAACAAGGCUGAUUAUGACUUUAGUGUUGUGUAUGUAAUUUGUUUGAAAGUUUUUUUUUUCUUUUCUUAUUUGGCUGUUUAAAUAGUUUGUUUCACUUUAUUAACUAUAUUUCUUUUAUAUAUAUAUAUAUACACAAAACUUUUGGCUUAGAAA
This is a messenger RNA of Cucumis melo (muskmelon), 2113 nucleotides long. RefSeq lists its product as uncharacterized. Bases 95 to 1795 code for a protein of 566 amino acids. Lineage: Eukaryota; Viridiplantae; Streptophyta; Magnoliopsida; Cucurbitales; Cucurbitaceae. The transcript has 2 exons. The record is from RefSeq and is a predicted model, not a curated record.